CGUGUAAACAAACGUAAAUAAUGUUACCUUUUAAAUAAAAUCGGUCUUAUAUUGUAUAAUAUUUUAUUAUCGCACAUGGGCUGACCUGUUUGACACAGUAAUAAAUAUUUUACAAUUGACAAUACCAAUGAAAGAAAACUUUUGAAUUUAAGAUAAACAAGUCGGAUUAGAACUAGCAGGGGAAUAAAAGUGAAGGUGCGUUUUAAAAAAAAAAAUUAAAAUCAUAUAUAAUACAAAUACAAAGUCAUGGGAUGUGGAUCUUCGACAGCAGAUAACUCGGCAACAACACGAAAUGAGACACAACCGAAGCCGACAACCAAUGACAAUACACCAACUAGGAAUGAGACACAACCGAAACCAAAACCUGAUACAGGGAACCAGUUUAUGAAUGAUGCUAUUGCGUCCCACAACAAGUACAGAGCGAUCCAUGGGGCACCUGAGAUGCAGCCAGCACAGGAACUGAUAGACUACGCACAAAAAUAUGCAAAUGAUCUAGCUAAAAGAGACACCAUGGAACACAGUAAAUGCACACUGCCCUCUGGUGGGAGAAUAGGAGAAAAUCUUUACUGUUAUUGGUCCAGCAAUACGACAGAAUCUCCUACAGCGGAAAUGGCUGUAAGUUCUUGGUACGACGAAAUUAAGGAUUAUAACUUUAAUAAUCCAGGAUUUGGUAUGAAUACAGGUCAUUUUACACAAGUGGUAUGGAAGGGAUCUACAGAGCUAGGUAUGGCCUGGGCGAAAGCUUCCGGUGGUACAACGUACGUGGUGGCUAAUUACAGACCUGCAGGCAAUAUGAUGGGAGACUUCGAACAAAAUGUACUUCCGAAACAAUAAUUAGUUAAAAAAAAACUAUGAUAGGCAAUGUUUGAGUGUUCAUAUGUCUUUCUUGACCCAUCUUUGUUGAAGGUUUGAUUUUUCUUAAAAAAAUGUGUUAUCUAUGUGUUAUCUGUACGCAGUCGUAACCAAGAGUUUUACUAGAGAAAGAAAGAUGCAUAUUUCGCACAUCUUCAAAGGUAGCAAUACAAAUGUUCUUGUCGAGUCAUAUAAGUCACUUAGAAUCACUGCUCCCCGCUGCUGCGAGUUCGAAUCUCACCCGAGAGGUCGAGCAAGUUUUUUAUAUUUUAAAUUGCAAUACGUGAGUACUUUUAUCUCUACACGAUCUGUGAUUUAUUUGCUCAGUUGUUUAAGUAAGGUUAUUUUUAGAUUGUCAUAUAAUUUAGAUAUAAUUUUUUAUAUUGCAUCGAGUAAAUGUGUAUGUUUAUGUUUUAAAGAUAAAUUUUAUUGCACCUGUUUAAUGAUUUACCAAAGAUAUAUCUAUUCUAUAUACUAGAUCUUAUAAUUUAUUUAAAAAAAUAAAACUAUAAAAAUAUUU
This is a messenger RNA of Mercenaria mercenaria, 1372 nucleotides long. RefSeq names its product Golgi-associated plant pathogenesis-related protein 1-like. The transcript is spliced from 4 exons. NCBI's taxonomy places the organism in Eukaryota, Metazoa, Mollusca, Bivalvia, Venerida, Veneridae. Bases 247 to 834 code for a protein of 195 amino acids. The record is from RefSeq and is a predicted model, not a curated record. Gene Ontology annotation, cellular component: extracellular region.